GCCGCAACUCAGAAAAUUCAUGGUGUUCGUCCUCCUCCGCCACGAUCUUCAUCGUUUGGGCAUGCUUCUUCCCCUACUAUGACUUUCCACGCAUCCCGGCUUUAUCUGGACAGACCAAGUCUAGGCAUGGCUGCCUACUUGGUUGGGAUGCAUUUUAACUUUACCUACCAGCAAGCCUACGGUUGGGCAGGUCUUUUAUCUGAUUUUGAGCUAUACUAUGGCAGGCCAAGUGGCCUAAAGCAUAAUGAAGCGAAAAAGAAAAAUGCCAGAGAAGCAUUUGAAAUGAAGGAAAUAAAUAGUACCCAAGCCGUUCACUCCUCUUCACCUAUGGAGAUUGAUUCAUUACUCUGCUUGGUGCCCAACCCACCUUGCUGCAUCUCAUCUGUACUAUCAUUUUCUGAGCUAUGGCGGUGA
Molecule: messenger RNA, 414 nt
Organism: Protopolystoma xenopodis
Lineage: Eukaryota; Metazoa; Platyhelminthes; Monogenea; Polystomatidea; Polystomatidae
Source: the annotation of a GenBank genome assembly